UCAGUGAAAAAAUGUACUUGUUCGCACUGCGACUAUAAUUCCAGAAGGUAAAAUAAUGUGCUCAAUGACUAUAACUUAUUCAUCAUAAUGUUUUUCCAAUAGGAAACCUGGGGAGGAGAACAAGGACCGACAUGCCUGUGACCACACUGGUUGUGGAAAAACCUACAAUAAUAUAAGUGAUCUACGUCGUCACAUUGAAGCAAAACAUUCUGGAACAAAAUUCAUCUGCCCAGUCUGCAAUAUUGUUUUAGCCAACCAAACCAGCCUUCGUACACAUCAGCUACGUCAUCUGAAUAUCCUACCCAAGGGAGAGAAGAAAAUCAUGCAAGUCCUGGAUAGAGUGACCUUAAUAGUAUCAGACGACAAUAAGACUGCUUACCUUCGCGAGUCUACUAAGGAGGACAGGGAGGCAACAGGAGAGUUACAAGUGGAGCAGGUAUAUUGCAUUCCAGUGCGCUCAAAAGAAACAGGAGAAAUCGUGGGGUAUACUGGCAACUAUACCAAUCUCUUCAGUGUUAUCCACGCUAGCAGUAUGAUCAAUAACAAUUGUGACGCCGCCGCACUCAGGGAGGAUAUAAUAUGGUGUGAGGGUUGUACCUACAGGUUAUUUGGCGACGCUGAUCUCGAACUGUGCUGGCGAGAGGCAUUUCCCCUCCAAAUUUUCCUUCUCCGAAGGGUGAUGGCGGAGAAGGUGAAAGGCUGGAUCCGGAUCCGACUCGAGACUUUCGGGAACAGGACUAUUAUUGAUGCUAUUAAAGUUCUUAAGGAGGUGGAUCACCACUUGGAGGGUCGAGUUCAAGCUGCAGCAAGUCUAUUUAACCCAGAAACCUGCGACAAAAUUCUAAACAAACCUCGCCAUCAAAUUUUUGAAGGGGUGCCGUGUGUCUUACGGAAUAUUGUUAUUCCUAUUACAGAUCUUGUUAAGAAGUUUUAGUGUUAGUAAUUACAUAUUUUUUCCACCGGUAUCGGGUUUUCCCUCUGCUUCCCAAGCCAACUAGUUGUUAUUAUUCGUGCAUUGUUUUUGUUGAAUUUCUUGACAUAAUUAAAUUGUCUAGUAAAGAAUUAAUUUUUAUUCUUUUCAUCUAUAUUAAAAGUAUACGCAGAGUAUUCAUGAUUAAUCUAAGAGCUCAUCACUGCCAAAGUGCCAGCCCAGUUCGUCCAGAAAAGUGCCAUCACAUUGCAUCCCAUCUUCCAAAGUCACAAUCAGCCAUCAAUAAUGGUGGGUGAUGGGUGGUAAAAGAUCUCCAUGCAGCCAGCCAUGUGGGGUUUGCGAGCUUAACUCGGGGUGUGGUUCUCCAACCCACUGCGCCAAUAUUGGCAGACUUUAAACCUACAAAUUGAACCACCAGUUGUGGUUCUUAUGUAAUGCAAAACAUUACGUAACAUUACGACUUGCGAGAUUUACAGAUGCAAGUAUUUGACUGGAAUUGUGAGGAAUUAAGACGUCGUUUUUAUUAUUUGAGCGAAAGUUAACAAAUAGAUUAAUGAUAGAUUGAUUGCAUGAAAUGCAGUUCGAAAGUUUCCAUUUUAUCGGCUCAUUAAAUAAGGAAGAUGCAGUUCCACAAAAUGACAAAUCUAAA
This is a messenger RNA of Folsomia candida, 1580 nucleotides long. RefSeq lists its product as uncharacterized. The transcript is spliced from 3 exons. The record is from RefSeq and is a predicted model, not a curated record. The coding region runs from base 323 to 934 and encodes 203 amino acids. Lineage: Eukaryota; Metazoa; Arthropoda; Collembola; Entomobryomorpha; Isotomidae.